CGCACAGCCGCCCGGCCGCGUAGCUCCAAGGUUGCUGAAAACGCCUGGCGAGAGGUUGAGCCGCUUGGACAAUGUCGGAGAUGCACGAGCUGUCCGAGCUAUAUGAAGAGAGCAAUGAGCUGCAGAUGGAUGUGAUGCCUGGCGAGAGUGACCUUCCGCAGAUGGAGGUAGGCGGCGGGAGCCGGGAGCCUUCCCCGAACCCCUCCCGCGGCGGGGCCGCGCCCCAGCUGGAGGAGGAAGGCCCCAUGGAGGAGGAGGCGGCCCAUCCAAUGGCGGAACCCGCGGCGGAGCGCGCCCUUGCUCGCCGGCCCAGCCCCGGGGAGCUGCUGGGCCAGAUCGCGGGCCCCGACUUCGAGAGCGAGGACGAGGGUGAGGAGUUUGACGACUGGGAGGACGACUACGACUAUCCGGAAGAGGAGCAGCUGAGCGGUGCAGGCUACAGAGUAUCGGCGGCCCUUGAAGAAGCCAACAAGAUGUUUCUGAGAACAUCCCGAGCGAGAGAAGCAGCCCUGGAUGGCGGGUUUCAGAUGCAUUAUGAGAAGACCCCCUUUGAUCAGUUGGCUUUUAUCGAAGAGCUCUUUUCGCUUAUGGUUGUCAAUCGUCUGACCGAAGAACUCGGCUGUGAUGAGAUUAUUGACAGAGAGUAGUGAAAUGCUGUUAAAAGAGGAGGAAACUACUUGAGGAGAGAACCAACAUUCCACUGUCUCUUGGCUUCGUUCCAGAUAGUUCCGUGCCAAUGAAAAACUUGGUCUUCAAAAAACACUUUUUGUUUUGCAGAAUAGAAUAGGACAGUGACUGCACAGUUGUGGAAAAGGAAGAAAAUUGUUAAAGAAAAAGAUUCUUAGGACCGUUGAAACCUGUUUUCAAGAAUGUGCUGAAACACCUCUGGCUUUGACUUCAUUACUGGUCCAGAUUAUUUUCCUUGCACUGGGGAAAAUAUCUUUCAUAUUUCACUGUAAGGGAUGGUUUUGCAAGAAUAAGUCAUGACCAAGACAAAGUGCCAGCCUAGGAGUCCACCGGUAUAUCCAACUUAGGAUGCAAAGUUUGUUUGAGUAAUUUGGACUGAAAGCCUAUUGAGAAAACUUUGAAGAUUCCAGUUUGUGAUCUAUCCAAGCUGUAGUUAUCAAAGGCUAAAUUUUUAGUGGAAGAUAAAUUGAGUGUUCUUCAGAAUCCCAAAAGGAUAAGCAAACCCAGACAGAAAUAUGUAUCACGUGUGCUGUGUCUUAAAAUGUGUUUCCAAGAGCAUCUGACAGUUUGUACAUAUAUCUUGAUCAUUUAUAAAGCUACUAUGAUCUAUAAUUCAAGAAAAUUCAUUGUCUUGACCAUUUUUAAAAGUCAAAAAUUGUCUUUAAUAAAGGUUCAAAUUUAGACAUUAAAAUGUAUGUGGAGGUACAAAGAGACUAUUUCUAACACCCUUAUAUACUAGAGAAAUGUUCUGUUUUACCUGCUCUCUGUUUUUCAUUUAACUUUACAGGCAAAAGACUUUGGUUGAACUUCAUAAUGUAACAGCUGUUAAGUGAAAAUUGUCAAGUAAAAGGAAAGCCCUACAUCUAAAAGAAGACUUUAUGAACAAUUUUGCCGUCAACCUUUAAAGGUUUUAAACCUGCCGAGAAAUCCACCACAGUAUCUGAAGUUUCCCUCUGUCUCCUCCUCUAAUUAAGCUUGUUAUUGGUUAUGCACCAGCCUUCGAGAUAAUAAAAUUUCUUGUUCUGUGUA
Messenger RNA from Equus quagga, 1716 nucleotides. RefSeq names its product EP300 interacting inhibitor of differentiation 1 (gene EID1). The transcript has a single exon. Lineage: Eukaryota; Metazoa; Chordata; Mammalia; Perissodactyla; Equidae. Gene Ontology annotation, biological process: negative regulation of DNA-templated transcription. Bases 72 to 647 code for a protein of 191 amino acids. Gene Ontology annotation, molecular function: transcription corepressor activity. Gene Ontology annotation, cellular component: nucleoplasm. The record is from RefSeq and is a predicted model, not a curated record.